UUUUUUCGUUCCUUCCGACAUCAAUCAAGCCAGCGGCAGCUCGAUUUUUUUGUAUGAACAUCAACGCUCAAACUUCAACUUGCUCCCACGACAGCCAGCAGGCCAUCUCGUCCCAGGAAUAUCUUGUCUGCCGCGCCAGACUAUCUCCUCUCCUGGUCAAUUCCCUUGCUCGACACAGGUCAUCCCCCCCGUGCUCAUUCAAGGAAGGAUCAUCAUCCAACACACCACCACACCACGGCUCCUUCUCUGCUUGUAAAUGAUGGGCAACAGCAACGGGAACUGCAGCCGAUGCCUCUCCUUCACCGUUGCAAUACGAUACGGGCAUAGUGGGGGCGAACGUCGUUGGUGCAUAUCAACGUUAGAACUAUGGCCGCCGCGUCUUCAGCUGUUAGAGUUUCGGAGAACUUCGGGCUAUCCAUCGUCGGAAGUCGUUUGGCCAGCUCCCCUCUCCUUCACCGUUGCCUUAAGCCACGGGCAUCAUUGGGCCCAACGUCGUUGGUACAUAUCAACGUUAGAACUAUGGCCGUCGAGUCUUCAGCUGCUACAGUUUGAGAGUACUUUCGACUAUCCGUUGUCGGGAGGCCUUUGGCCAGAUUCCCUCGUUCGCGCGAAGCGUGGUCAUCAGCGUUCUAGGGUAAGGCACGCCUUGCUCACAGGGAUGCUGAUUUGUACACAGAACCCCGGGUGGGAGCGUAUGUUGUCGUUUGUGUAAUGUACCGUUUUAAUACGUAUUCCCGAGCAGCCCUCAAGCUACCUACCCAAACAUUAGGUGGUUACUUCGUGGAUGUGGCAAGAAUAAUAGGCGCUGCACCAGUUCUAUGGAUUGGAUCUCUUAGUCUUCAGAGCCCUCCCGUUGGGCGUUGUCUCAUAUAGUGACGGUUUCUUGCUGAAU
Molecule: messenger RNA, 892 nt
Organism: Ectocarpus siliculosus
Lineage: Eukaryota; Phaeophyceae; Ectocarpales; Ectocarpaceae
Source: the annotation of a GenBank genome assembly